AUGUCAUCUGGCCAACCGGAGUGUCUCACUUCAUUAGUUUCAUACGUUCCGGAUUUUACUUUUGGGCAGCGAACAGAUAUCAGAAAUCAACUUACUACUAGUACUAUUCAGGGGCAGAAUCUCUUCAUUCCAGAAGUGUUAGAAGUUGUCAGUGCGCGUGGUAAUACUAACUGCGAACCCAUUUGUGAAAGGAGUAUUUCACCUCCGUUACGCUCAGCGUUGAAAAAGACCAAUCUGAAAAAAUUUGAAGACAACACAGAAGACAUAAAAAAAGAAGAAAGCCAAAGUAUUCCAAAACGUCCUCUUGACGUAGUAAAAAAAGAAGGACAAUUGAAAGCAUUUCCUGCCCGAUUAUUGCAGAAAAAGAAGACAGUUGCUUUUGGAAGAACUGUCAAUUUAUCGCAAACUAUAGAGGGUGCUUCAAAAUCACAACCGAAAUUAUUGAUGGAUAGUAGCUCUCAAAACGAUAAAAUUCAUAAAGUGAAGCAAAACAGCAGUGAGCAGCAACUCAUGAAUGAAUUGAAAAAAUUAAAAGAAGAUGUGCGAACUCUGCAAAUUAAAAUUGAUGAAUUAUUGGUAAAAGAUUCGGAAAGAAGUGAUCAGUUUUUAAGAUUGACGGAAACUCUAAAGGUAUGGAAACUGUUACUGCAAUUAAUAAAUAUUUUAGCAUUAGAUAAAGAUGUAGCCACAAAUGGAACAAAUGAAAAUUUUUCAAGUGUUCCUCAUCAAGGAGAAUUCGAAAAAAAUAAAAAACAAAUUAUGGAAGAGCCAUCUAAAGAGGAAUUGAAAUGGGCAAUGAUGAAACGGAAAUACGCAGAAAAUGAAAAUUUUAAGCGUUUAGUUGAUGAGGCAAUUAUGAAAUUUGGGGGGGAUGAAAGUCUUGAUAUUUUUGCAGAUCAAAACAAAGGCGAUAUCAGCAGGAAGAAGUCACAUCCUGUUUCACCUGUAAUUAGAAGUACCACACGAGUCACGAGGCAAAUGACUGUUAAACAAGUACAGCGACCCAGAAGUCCAUCGGCUUUUUCAUAUGAUUCGAAGAAAUAUUUGGCUAGAUAUGGUAUAAUUCCCGCUGUUAGUGAUGUAGAUGAUUUCGAAUCAAAGAUUAUUGAUGAUGAGCAACAACAAGUAUCUGUACAAUCCAACUACCAUCCCGGAAAUUCAGUAACUUAUUAUUCAAGAAAUGUCCAGUGUAACAAUCUGCAUCGAAAAAAUGAGGGGUGGUUAGAUUUCGCUGGAAACUGCUAUGACCCAGAAUACCGAAAAGAAAGACGUUACUAUACCAAAAAGAAACCAUCACGUACUGUGUAUACUGAAACAAAUUACCAGAUAGAUCAUUUUGACAACGAUGAAGAUGAAAAUGUUGAUGACGUCAUUGAAGUUAGUGAUAGUUCAGAAGCUGAAGAUUAUUAUCCACCUGAAGCUCAAAUGCGUUCACCUCGAAAUAUUAGGGUUUGGCGAGGACAUUGCAAGAAGGAGACUAUGCCUCAACACAUGAAUGAAAGAAUAAACAGAUCUGCCUGGGAUUAA
Thelazia callipaeda (thelaziosis nematode) is the source of this 1527-nucleotide messenger RNA. The record is from the annotation of a GenBank genome assembly. NCBI's taxonomy places the organism in Eukaryota, Metazoa, Nematoda, Chromadorea, Rhabditida, Thelaziidae.